GGUCACGUUCUCUUGGACUCGCCGCACCCCUGUCUCCGCCCCAUCGCGGACGGCGCUCCAGCCUCCGCUUCCGCUCUCGCCCGUGCCCGCCCUGCCAGCUGCCGAGCCCGAGGCGUCCCCGCGCCCCUCCUGCAGGCCGGCCGGCCGCCCCGCUCUGCGCCGGGGCUCCCCUGGUGCAUUGCCCCGGGCCCUGAGCCCCCGACCUCAGCCCGCCCGGCCCGCCUGCCUUCGGCCGGCUCCGGCCGCAUGAAGACUAAGUUUCGUAACGGCGGCGAAGGCCCGUGGCCUCUGGGGCAGCUGCUGAACUGCGGGAGCGCAGAGAGAAGGGGGCGCCCCCGCGCCCGGUGGGGGCCCGUGCAGCCCCGCAACAUGGAGGCCGAGGAGCUCGGGGUAGGUGAGGGAGAGGGAGGGGGAGGCCUCUCCUGUGCCCCGCCGCCGUCACUGCCCUCGCGGGCCCCGGAGCCCAGCACCCGCCUCCAGGCUUAUCGCUGGUGCCAGGAGUUCCUGCCGGGAGCCUGGAGGGCGCUGUCCGAGGCCCAGCUCCACGUGCGCGUUGUCCGGGGCGGUCUCAGCAACCAGCUCUUCCUCUGCUCCUUACCUGACUGUGUCCAGUGCGUCUCGGACGAGCCCCGCCAGGUGCUUCUGCGCCUGUACGGUGCCAUGCUGCCAACGGGGGCCUGUGAUUCAGAAGGAGCUGGGCCAGACCAGAGCAAGCAGGCCGUCCAAGGGGCUGAGACCGCGGUGCGGGAAAGUGUCAUGUCCACCAUCCUGGCCGAGAGGUCCCUGGGCCCGAAGGUCUACGGGAUCUUUCCACAAGGCCGCCUGGAGCAGUUCAUCUCCAGCCGCCCCUUACGCACCGAGGAGUUAAGUUUGCCACACAUCUCUGCAGAAAUAGCUGAGAAAAUGGCCAUGAUUCAUGGUAUGAAGAUGCCGUUCAGUAAAGAACCCAAAAGGCUUUUUGGAACCAUGGAGAAAUAUUUAAAUCAAGUUCUGAGAAUUAAAUUCACCGGAGAAUCCAGAGUUAAAAAAUUAAACAAAAUCAUCAGUUAUAAUUUGCCUUCGGAAAUGGAAAAUCUAAGGUCUUUGCUGGAAUCAACUACAUCUCCAGUGGUGUUUUGCCAUAAUGACUGCCAAGAAGGUAACAUCCUCUUGCUGGAAGGCAGGGAGAACUGGGAAAAGCAGAAGCUGAUGUUCAUUGACUUUGAAUACAGCAGCUACAAUUACAGAGGCUAUGACAUCGGCAAUCACUUCUGUGAAUGGAUGUAUGACUACACUUAUGACAAACACCCCUUUUUCAGAGCCGACAUCCUGAAGUACCCUACCAAGGAGCAACAGCUUCAUUUUAUUUCUAACUACUUGGCUGCCUUCCAAAAUGGAUUUGAAAACCUCAGCAAUGAAGAGAAGUCCAAAAUGGAGGAAGAAAUGUUGGUAGAGAUCAGCAGAUUUGCCUUGGUGUCUAAUUUCUUAGGGGGACUUUGGUCAGUCGUACAAGCCAAAAGUUCAUCUAUUGAGUUCGGGUACAUGGACUUUGCACUAGCCAGGUUUGAUGCCUAUUUCCACCAGAAGAGGGAACUAAGCUUGUGAAUCUUGGAGCCACUUGAAGCAGGGGGUCCCUGAACUGUUUGUGUGAUAAGAGCAGCUGGGCAGGAUUUCUCCUCUGUGCUCACCUCCAUUGGGAACACCAAUGUGUGGGAGACUACAGAGACUAUAUCAAAGUUGGGUGACAUUUAUUUCCUAUCUCGUUGACGAUUUCACUAGGAGUCUUUGACAUGAGACCAGGAAGCAAAGUAGGUUUCGGCAGUUGAGUCAUCAUUUACUCCUCUUUCUGGCAGGUGGGGAGCUUAUCCCCUCUACAGAUACACAUACAAGACCAAGCAGCAUUAGGGGAUGAGGCGGGGUAUUGUUUCGUGGUUAUGUAUUUUUUAAAAAUAUGCUGGUAAAGAUUGUGGCCAAGAUGUUUGGCAAUGGCCAUGCAUUGUAGACACUACUAGCUUGCAGAAGGAAACAGGAGCUGUCCACAGCGACACUGCCUGGAGGGCAUCCUGUGUGCCCCUAGGGGCACAUCCAGGACACUAGUGUCCCAACCCUUGGGUCCAAAUUACCAAUGCUCAAGAAAGCACAUCCACAUAGAGCUCACACUAUGGCUUCCUUGUGACUGGUGUACGCGCUUUAUUAUCCACACAUAUCUUACAGUAACUAGAAAGAACCCUUCCCCGAAUUGCUGGGCUGCCAGUGAAGGGGGCCAGAGUGCCUGUGGUGGGCCAGAGGGCUGGGGGCAGUGGGGAGGGUGAGUUCCCACAGCACCACCACAUGCGUCCACCAGCUGGUGAGCCUUGUGUAGCUCUCCUGCAAUGCCCCUGCCCUAUGCCUCCCCCUAGCCUCUAGACCCUCCUGUGUCGUAAGGAGGGGAAUGAUUUAAUAAGGGAGUAGUAAGAGCUGGGUCUUCUUCCUCCUGCUGCUGUUAGUGGGGUGGGGAGGGAGUCCUUGUAAAGGUGUCCUCUGUAAAGGUAGAGGUACCCCAGCUGCUUCCAGAGCCCCCACUUUUCCCUCAUGACACUCUACUAGCACCAAGAUUGGGGUGACCAGUGGACUGUGCUGAGGAAUGGGGGCCUGAGAAGAAUCUCUGUGAAAUGUCCAUAGGUAUUAACUGGCCCUUUGGGGUAAACCUUGAGCCCUUCUUUACUCUUUGAGUUCUUUGUGCAAACAUUUCUGUCACCACCCAGAUUGUACUAUGCUAAAAAUAUACGUUUUAAAAUCAGAAAAUAAAAUGCAAUGAUUUGUAUGGUUAAGAUUCUGUCAUUCACACCUUGGUAUGGAUGAAACAGAAAUUCUUUAGGGACUUAUGAGCAGUUAGAACUUUGAAUGAAAGUUCCUGUGGUGAUGGGUGACAAAACAUUUUCCCGGCUAACCAGGGGAAGUCUCUGCUAUUUAGUACCUGUUUGAUUAGUAUAACAUCCGGUAUAGAGUAAGUACUUAAUAAAUGUUUUUUGAUUGAGCAUGA
Molecule: messenger RNA, 3001 nt
Organism: Trichosurus vulpecula (common brushtail)
Lineage: Eukaryota; Metazoa; Chordata; Mammalia; Diprotodontia; Phalangeridae
Product: choline kinase alpha-like
Biological process (GO): phosphatidylethanolamine biosynthetic process; CDP-choline pathway
Cellular component (GO): cytoplasm
Molecular function (GO): choline kinase activity; ethanolamine kinase activity
Source: RefSeq, a predicted model, not a curated record